AUGGAUGGCAAUGGCCAGCACCCGGGACCUGCGCCGUCUCCCGCUACCCGAGGCCCUGCGCCAUAUCCGCCAGCAAUGUCUUCACACGGCUCCAUCUCAGGUCCCAUGCACCCAGCUGCUCCCAUUCAUACCGGUCCUGAACAACAUCAUCCCUCCAACAGGCCCGCCUCGCCGGCCAUCAUGCAAGCGCAGCCAAAUGGACUCGCCCAGCCGUACGGUUAUGGAAAUCUCCCGGGUUCGACGUCGGCGCCUACUGGCAUCAUGACAGACCAGUACAUGACAAACGACUCCGCCAUGUCCACACCGGGCAUAUCACCAACCCAUCAUUCCGCCGCUGCUCUGUCCGCUCAGCAGAAACGCGCCUAUCGCCAGCGCCGCAAGGAUCCGAGUUGCGAUGCUUGCAGAGAACGCAAGGUCAAAUGCGACGCCACCGAUACCUCGAGUUGCUCCGAGUGCACCAGUCGAGGCGUCAAAUGCCAGUUCACCAAGGAGACGAAUCGCCGCAUGUCCUCCAUCAAGCAGGUGCAAGACCUCGAAAAACAGCUGUCGAUGGCCAAGCAACAGAUCAAUCAGCUUCGAGGCAUGCUCCAGGAUGGAGGCGCCGCAGAGAUGAAUACCAGUGUGCCAAACAUCCCCUCGUUACGAUUGCUAGACGCAACUGCCAAAGAGCGUCGCUCGGCCCCCCAACCUCUGGAAGGAUUCGACGAGGUGAGGCAGAACAUUCGCACGUUCGGCAAAGGCAUAUUCAAGCCGCCUCCACCCUACCGACAGUUCGCUCCUCAACCGAUAUAUUCCCACGCGUCUCAUCCGCCUCUCCCUCCGAAGCAUGUCGCAGAUCGCCUGCUUUCGUUCUAUCAUGGGUCGGUUCAUCUGUAUGCGCCGCAUGUCCACUGGCCUACAUUUGUACAGGAAUAUGAAGAAGUCUACCGAGCCGGGUCAUUCCAAAGCUGCCGCCAGAACUGGAUCGCGCUGUUCUAUGCCGUCCUCGCGUGCGGCACGCUGAUGGAUCCGCCAGUCAAUGCCGGAGAAGAGGGAGAGGGAGCGCGAUUCCUGGAAAUCAGCAUGAGGAGCAAUGAUACGUGGAGCGAUGAGUUGUCCUUGGACCAUGUGCGCACAUGCCUCUUGGUCAGCAUCUACCAUGUCGAGAUGAACCUGCGAACGCCCGGCUGGGUGUGGCUCGGAGCGGCAGUACGCUCCGCACAGGACCUUGGACUACACAUCGAUCAGGGAAGCUAUUCCCCAAUGGAGGCUGAGAUGAGAAGACGGGCCUGGUGGAGCGUGUACAAUUGGGAUAGGUUUGUGGCUCCCGGCAGAAACCCCUCCCAUCGCGUGCUAAUUUGUCGCAGAGUAUUGGCUCUUGAACUCGGGAAACCUUUACUGAUCGAUGAUGACGACUGCGAUGUGAACGAGCCGGUCCCAGUCGACGACGAUUGCAUACGGCCGAGCGGAAUCACAAUGCCUCCCCCAGGGCAAGUCACUCCGAGCGGAUUGCUAGCUGUAAUACCCGUCACUCGCACCACCGCGCAGCUGAAGAAGACUCUCAAGUCGCAAUCCAUUGGGACAUCAACUCUUGCUACCUGCGACGAGCAUUUCAGGGCUAUCAUGGCUUCGUGGCCCGACCCCUAUCCCAUUGGGUCGCAGGCGCAUCUGGAACCGGGCCUGCUGACCGCCGCGUGCAGCUUGCUCACGCAACGCCUCUUCCUGUACCGGCAUAACUUGUCACCGGCUUGUCGCCCGCACGAGAGGCGCGAUGCGCUGGACAGGUGUGUCACCGUGGCACAGGAUGCUGCAGAGUACGUGCAACGCACCCUCCGGCACCCAUCGACUUCUCCGGAACAAGGGUUCCUUUCUCCUCCGCAUCUCGCGAAUUGGUCUUCCCGGGUUCGCACCAUGUGCCCGGCCUUUUUCUGUACAUUCCUGUGGAGGUGCGAGUUGAUUCUCUGCUUGCGAGGCGAGUUUGCAGCGGCGUUGACACUCUCGCAUGCCUCGGCCGCCGUCGGACCGAUGAGGAGAAGGAACAUCGCGUGCGGGCGAUUUCUGGCCUUCUUCCUGGACAAACUGAUCGGACGAUUGCGAGCGGGAGCAAGCUUCCAGGCACUCGAGACGGACGAAGAGAUGCUUGCAUACGCAAGCGGAGAUCUCCAAGGAUGCGAAGACGGAGGUUGGGUAUGGGCGGGCAGCGAGUGUGGCGCGAGCCUAUACCAGCAGCAGGCGGUUGUCACCGGCGCUGGGGGCGAUAAGCCAGCGCUGCAGGCCGAACAAUUGUCCACGAGCACUCUGUCGGAGCGCGAGGCACAGGACUGGGGAGGAUGGGAGCACAUCCGGCGCACACUGGACCAGCUUUCACAGGAGCAGCAAGGACAGCAAGCGCAGCCCACGAGCGCCCCUUCGCAACAACCUCCACCGCAGCCUAUGCCAGCCUCACAGGGACCGCCGUCGUAUCCUUCGCAGCCGCCGAAUCUGGCACCUCAUACGAGUACGCAGCCGCCUCCGGGCUCGCUCUCGCCUCAUCCGUCGAACGGCGGCGGGAACGGCAGCGGCAAUGGAAACGGCAAUGGAGGAGCGGGAAGCAGCAGAAUCAGCAUCCGGGACAUCAUGUAA
Molecule: messenger RNA, 2601 nt
Organism: Lecanosticta acicola
Lineage: Eukaryota; Fungi; Ascomycota; Dothideomycetes; Mycosphaerellales; Mycosphaerellaceae
Source: the annotation of a GenBank genome assembly